AGUUCCCAUGCCAGAUACAGAGCUUCACGUGAUAUUCAAUCAACCUGACGAAGUUUUCCACCCGGGAAAACCGAUUUCCGGGCGAGUGGUGCUCUCAACGACAAAGGAAAAAUACAAGGCACGCGCAGUGAACAUCAAGAUUUUGGGAUUGGCUCACACUAGCUGGACGGACACCGAGAGAGUUCGCAAAGUUAACGCCGAAGGCAAAGAAACCUACGAGACAAAAAUAGUCAACUACUCUGCAAAUGUGAACUACCUGGACUAUAGCUUGCUUCUGUGGGCUUCAUCAGAUGGAUCGAACGAACUGGCAGCUGGAGAAUACGCGUGGCCAUUUUCUUAUACUCUUCCUAUCAAUGUUCCACCGAGCUUCGAGGGAAAAUAUGGAUAUUUGAGAUAUUCAGUGACAGCUGAAAUUGAUCGGCCAUGGCGUGUGGAUAAGGAUAAGAAGCGAUGCAUCACUGUUUCACCAUUGAUCGAUCUCAAUGUCAUUCCUCACGCUCUCACUCAAAUCAACGACCAAGCAAGUGAGAAUCUCGGUUGCUGUUGCUUCACAAAGGGAUAUCUCGAGCUUCGUGUAAACAUCCCAAAAACGGGAUUCGUUCCCGGUGAAACUGUCCCCAUGAAUAUCCAUAUACUCAAUCACUCCUCCGUACCCGUUACCAAAGUCAAGGCAAAAAUCAUUCAGCAGUGCAAGUUCAUUGCAUACCGAAACGGUACAACAGUCACUUAUGACGGAGGUUACGAGACCAGUACGUCCGGAAUGCUGCAGGAAACACAACACGACACUAGGACCGUUGUCAAGCAGGGUCUGGAAAUGAAAGUGGCUCCCAGGAAUGAGCACAAGUUUGCGAUGGAGCUCCGUCUUCCGUCUGUGACUCCAACCAUCAAUCAGUUCUCCCCUGUGAUUACUGUAGAGUACAUUGUGCAAUUCCACGUGGAGACUAGCACGACUUGUGGGGGUAACGUCGAUUGUGAAAUGUCAAUUUUAAUUGGAACAGUCCCUAUCAGCAAAUAUCUUCCACCAGCCUACUACCCACAGGAUCCAAAUCUUCCGCCGAGCCAACCAACGCCAAUUGGAGGAGGAGUUGCUCCGGCUGGAGUUGCUCCAGCUGGAGUCGUCCCACCACCAGGAUAUGGAUUCUUACCAAUGACUGAUGGUACAGACAAUGGAGCCGGAGAUACACCAUAUCCAGUUGGUCCGCCUUAUCCAUCUGAUGUGCCUGCUCCAUAUCCAAGCGGGGAUGAGCCAAAAGAUGGUACUGUAGUAGUCCCAUCUGCUCCACCACUAUCCUACGAAGAAUCAAUGUAUGGAACAGAAGGAACCGAGCUCAAUACUGAUGAAAAUGCACAACCAUUUGCUCCAAAAUAUCCCGUAUUCAACGAUUUGCCUGUGUAUAACCCAACGGCGCCACCUCCAGAGUAGCAUAUUUUAAUAUGAGUCUGUUUGCUUUGUCUUCGUCACAUAAUGUUCAAAAUAUUGAUUUUUAAAGGAUUUUUCUAUAUACUUUGUAUUAUUUAUCCCUCGGUAGUAAGUUUUUCUUGUUUUUUUAUGCAUAAAUUAUUAAACUA
Messenger RNA from Caenorhabditis elegans, 1569 nucleotides. It is a transcript of the gene arrd-19, whose product is annotated as Arrestin C-terminal-like domain-containing protein. NCBI's taxonomy places the organism in Eukaryota, Metazoa, Nematoda, Chromadorea, Rhabditida, Rhabditidae. The record is from RefSeq and is marked reviewed.